Molecule: messenger RNA, 2115 nt
Organism: Meyerozyma guilliermondii ATCC 6260
Lineage: Eukaryota; Fungi; Ascomycota; Pichiomycetes; Serinales; Debaryomycetaceae
Gene: ZCF17
Product: Zcf17p
Exons: 1
Coding region: 1-2115 (704 amino acids)
Biological process (GO): regulation of transcription by RNA polymerase II
Molecular function (GO): DNA-binding transcription factor activity, RNA polymerase II-specific; zinc ion binding
Source: RefSeq, a predicted model, not a curated record
AUGCCCAAUCGACAACGUCAAAUGACCGGGGUUAGAAGGCGGCAUACCAACUCCAAACUCGGGUGUCUGAACUGCAAAAGAAAAAAGAUCCGUUGUGACGAAAAUCUCCCUCAAUGUGACAACUGUGUAAAGAGUCGACGGGAAACUUGUUCCUAUCUUAGCUUAUCAAAGGGUGAAAUCAACAAGAUAAAGCUCACUCAUUCCCUUCGUAACAGUCAUAACAAGCUACUCACUCAAGAUUAUAGACUUCCAGCUUCCACCACCAGAGCUAAGCCGGAGACAAAAGCGGCUCCUCUUUCGACAAAUGUUGAGGAUUCAUCACUCGAGUUUAAAUUUGAAUUGUUGGACCUUCCUUUACGUAUUCCUCCAGUGAUGUAUCCGCCGAUACAUUUUAGCAAUGUGUCCAUGAACGAUUUUGCCCACGAGUUCAAGGUGGUUUACGAGAGCGAUUUUGUUAAUGAAGAUUCACCACGAACCGAAACUACGUCGUCAGCAUUACCCAAUGGGAUCACAUUCAAAAAAUCAUUCACACUCCACCGGUCUGGCUUAGCGGAUUCGAUUGCUCAAAAUCCCAAAUCAAGCACAAAUUUGGAGUCUCUGCUUGUAGGCUACGACUCCGGAUUAUUGGACCACCUCAAUCCAUUCUUUAAAGACCUCAAAUCAAAAGACGGCAUGAUUGACAUUAUAGUUGAAUCUCAAAUUUGCAUGGGCCAAUCAAUUGCUCUCAAUGCAUUCAACCAGAAACGAGAACACAAGAGCUUGACCAGCCAGGCAGCAGCAUCCAAAUCGGCAUUCGAACGAAAUUGCCAUGAACGAUGGGUAAAUUUGCUUUCUCAAAUGGAAAAGGCGAUGAAAUAUAAUAGUUGGGAAAAGCUUCGGGAUGCACCAAAGUCCAGAAUGGAGUUCAUAAGUAGUGCUAUCUACUCAACUGCCGUGAGCCACAUGCUUUCGGGCGUAAUGCUCAAUUAUUCCUUGGAAUCUUUCCUUGAAUCACAAGCCUUUAUCGUGAACAUUCUCGAGGUGGCCACGAACUAUUUACAGAGUCAUUCACUAAAGGAAAUCGAAUUUGUCCACCAACAAUCAGAAACCCUCACAAACGCUAUGCUGUCAAUCAAAAUCCCUUCAUAUUGGCCCACGUUUCUUUACGAGGUGUAUUCAAACUUGGUGGAACUCCACUCACUCUACAAUAAUCACUCGUUCAAAUUUUCAACAGAGAUCAACAAGAAUAGGUUUCAACGGUACAAGGGACAAUAUAACAGUUUGACAAAGUUCUUGGAACACCAAUUAUUACCUAUCAUUAUUUCGUCACGAAACGAGGACUACGUUCUGACAUAUCCUCCAGAACUUAUAUUCCAACUUGCUAGUAACUGGUCAAGAAUCGUCCCACCAGAGAGCAUGACCCACUACCCUCGAUAUCAACCAGAUGCCGAUGAUGAAACUGCAUAUUUGAAAGACAUUUCCACCACCCUUUACAUGUACUACAUUUCAAUAUCGGUUGCACUUGAUUCUGUGUUUCCAGCAUGCAAGUAUUUGUUCAAUUUUUCAUUUUCGGCGCCCAGAAGACAAUUUUAUGCUGUUAAGCAUAUUAUGACCCCCCGACCUCAAAACUCAUGCUACCCACCAGACAUCAAUGGAAAUCUCAUCCAGAAACACAACUAUUACUCUAUGCGUCUCUUUGCAUUUUUCAGACGGCGCUAUGGAUUCUAUGAAGCAUUACCAGCAUCUAUCAAGGUGCUGAUUACGGAAGAAAACAAGAAGAAUCGCUUGAGAUCGAGACGAUUCGAACACACGAUGGAGGUGCCUAUUACCAACUUCAACACCACAUUGAUAAGACCCAGCCAUUACCCUCCAAAAGCAAAGAUUGGUGUUCGACAAAAUGUUGCUUCAUUCUGUCAUGAUGACGAACAUGUCACUACCCCUGAAAUAUACUCACGUAACAUCGAGACCGUUGACUUCUUCAACAAGAAAUCAGUAAUUCAAUACGAUUACGAAACCAUGUUGCUACUUCCAGAUUAUCGUCCUCCUCCAUACCGGCCAUCAACCGAUCGAACUUUCCUUGAAAUCACCGACGUGAAAGAGUAUUGCACUGACAAGAGAUUCAUCUUUUCCGGCUAG